UAUCAGGUGAUCCAUCUGAAAAUACGUCACAAUAUUCGUCAACAGAAAUGGAGGGGGAAAGCACGGCAUCGCAAGUUCGGCCAAAACUCUUCUUUGUACUGACAUGCAUUUGGUGUUUUUGUGUCGUUUUAAGUACCAAGACGGAAAAAGUGCCGCCCACAAAAGGCCAUCCGGUUAUUUUGGUACCCGGUGAUGGAGGAACCCAACUAUGGGCGUCUAUCGACAAACCAGCCACUGUUCAUUACUUCUGCCGAGAAAAAGAAUCCUGGUUCACCCUAUGGCUCAAUGUGGAAGACCUACUUCCAGGUUCGAUCGAUUGCUUUGUGGACAAUGCAAGGCUCGUGUAUGACAAUAAGACCAGGACGACAUCCAGUCCCACCGGUGUGAACAUAACCGUUGUCGCCUUUGGCAACACAAGCUCAGUGGAAUAUCUGGAUCCCAGCAAAAUCUGGCUCGGCAAAUACUUCAAUGCCAUUGUGGACGGGCUGGUUGCCGUGGGAUACAAGCGAGGUGUGUCUGUGAGAGGCGCUCCGUACGACUUCCGCAAGGCACCAAAUGAAGCCCAGAUAUUCUUCCGGAACCUAACCCGUCUCAUCGAAGACACCUAUCGCAUCAACGGAAACCGUAAGGUGGUUUUGAUGACACACAGUCUGGGGUGCUUGUACACCUUGUACUUCCUCAACAGACAGUCCAAUCCAUGGAAGGCCAAGUACAUCCAGGCUUUUGCGCCUAUCAGUGGUCCUUGGGCUGGGGCAACCAAAAGCUUACGCGUUGCGAUUUCAGGUGACAAUGUUGGAGACUUUGCGGUCCAUGCCUCUGUUGUCCGGACAGCGCAGCGGAGCUGGCCCAGUUUAAACUUCCUGCUGGUGACCGACAAAUACUGGGGUCCCCACGAAGUCAUCGUGAGUACUCAGAAAAAGAACUACACUGUGAAUGAUUACCGGGAAGUGUUCAACGACAUGAACUAUGAGGUAGGCUGGGAGGUCUACAAAGACGUGAGGGGACUGGUGUAUGAUCUGAAAGCUCCUGGUGUACCCGUGUAUGGUAUUCACGGCCGUGACGUGCCAACAGAGGAAUUCUACGUGUACAACGAGGAAAGGCCAUUUCCGGAUUACGAGCCAUAUAUCACAUAUGGCCAAGGCGACGGAACAGUCAACAUGAGAAGUCUAAAAGCCUAUAUGAAAUGGCAACACGAACAACCUCACCCAGUCUCUGAAUUUGAGAUUUCAGGCGGGGAGCACGUGCACAUUCUACAGAACGCGACGCUCAUCAAGUACCUCAUUAACACGGUGCUUCACCUACCAUGAUCUCCGCCCAUGACAUUUGACCUUUCACAGUCAGCUGGUGAGAAAGGUGCGUGACGGUAUCUGGCAGGUUUUUUGAAAUGCUCCAUUUUUAUAUACAUAUGUGUAUAUUUUUUUAAAUCUUUGAUUUGGUUGGAAGAAAAAUAGUUUGGACUGGGUUUGAAGGGUGAAAAAAAUAACGGGCAAAAGUUCCAAACAUUGCUGUUUCUAAGUGUUCGACGUUGAAUGGGUACAAAACCCCUUUUCACACUAUUGUCGUAUUUACCCAUGUUGAAAUCAGCAGGGGUUCACACUAGUGUCACUUUAUACUUGGGUCAUCUGAAAGAAUUUUUUUGAUUUUCCACACUGGUAUAGCCGCUAAGCCACGGCCCCAACAAGGGCUAAUUUUUACCAGUGAAGUGGGGCCUUACUUUUUCGAAUAAUUUAGUAUUUGAUUAUCUGGUUUCAAUCUUUUUUUUUUGUUCGUUUCAUUUUUCAUAAUUGCAUUUUUGACCUGUAUUUUCUCCAACCCUGGUCACAUUUGAGAACACAGUAAUUUCUUUUUGAGUUCAGUGUUGCAAAGGCUUUGGAAUUGUUAUAUGGGGCAUUAUGAAUUUUGUUUUGUUACCAGAAACUAGGAGUUAGCAUAAACAUCAUUAUUCAUGACUUGGAAUUCUUUAUUAUUUUAAAAAUGUUAAGUCAGAUUGCAUAGCCUGUGGGAAACUACAGUCUGUACUAUAUUUGUGAGAUUACCCUUCCGUAUUUGAAACAAUAAUGAGUCUUUCGGGUUGGCACAUGAUUUUAAUUUUGAUCCAUGAGUAUUGUUGGUUGUCAGACUAGUAUUAAUAAUAAAAUUGUUCUGUCCAUUAUCAGAUGUAUAUUUAUGUAGAAAACAUACGCUCAGUGGACUGAACCAAAGUUUACUAAACCGUAUGUCAGUUUUAAUUUUUUUUUUUUUUUGGGUGAACGGG
Messenger RNA from Patiria miniata (bat star), 2254 nucleotides. Its product is annotated as phospholipase A2 group XV-like. The coding region runs from base 48 to 1307 and encodes 419 amino acids. NCBI's taxonomy places the organism in Eukaryota, Metazoa, Echinodermata, Asteroidea, Valvatida, Asterinidae. The transcript is spliced from 8 exons. The record is from RefSeq and is a predicted model, not a curated record. Gene Ontology annotation, biological process: lipid metabolic process.